Molecule: messenger RNA, 2030 nt
Organism: Phragmites australis (common reed)
Lineage: Eukaryota; Viridiplantae; Streptophyta; Magnoliopsida; Poales; Poaceae
Product: protein NRT1/ PTR FAMILY 3.1-like
Exons: 3
Coding region: 114-1922 (602 amino acids)
Biological process (GO): transmembrane transport
Cellular component (GO): plasma membrane
Molecular function (GO): transmembrane transporter activity
Source: RefSeq, a predicted model, not a curated record
CUCACAUCACAUAUAUGGGCAUGUGAAGCUCACACUGGUAUAUGCCCUGCUCUGCUUGAGCACCACCAACGUCUCACUUACUCACUGCAGCAAGGAGCGAGUUCUCUGCGGCGAUGGCGACCACAACGCCGACGGUGGACAGGGCUGGAGAUGGAGAGCAGAAGAAGAGGAAGAAGGGAGGCUUCAGGACCAUGCCACUCAUACUAGCAAGCGAGAUCUUCGACCGGUUUGCCAUGGCCGGGUUCGGCGCCAACCUGAUCACGUACCUGACGCAGCAGCUGCACCUGCCGCUGGUUGAGGCCUCCAACACACUCACCAACUUCGGCGGUACGUCCGGCUUCACGCCCAUCCUCGGCGCGCUCGCCGCCGACUCCUUCGCCGGCCGCUUCUGGACCAUCAUCGCUGGCUCCAUAUUCUACCAGAUCGGCAUGGUCGGCCUCGUCGUGUCCGCGCUCCUCCCUUCGCUUCGCCCGCCGCCGUGUUCCCCGCCGACCACCCCGUGCCAGCGCGCCUCCGGGUUGCAGCUCUCAGUACUCCAACUCUCCCUUCUGUGCACCUCACUCGGCUCCGGCGGGAUCCGGCCGUGCGUCGUGGCGUUCGGCGCCGACCAGUUUGAGCAGCAGAAGCAACAGGGCGGCGCCGAGGCGGUGGCGGUGGUGGAGCGGAAGCGGCGGUACUUCAACCUCUACUUCUUCACGAUGGGGUUCGCCGUGCUGCUGGCGGUGACGGUGGUGGUCUACAUCCAGGAGAACGUGGGGUGGGGGUGGGGGUUCGGGAUUCCGGCCAUUGGCAUGUUCCUCUCCAUCGUGGUGUUCCUGGUCGGGUACCCGCUCUACGUGCUGCUCAAGCCCGGGGGCAGCCCGUUCAUGCGGCUCGCGCAGGUCGUCGUCGCCGCGUUCAAGAAGCGCAACGCCGCCGUGCCGGAGGACCCCGGCAUGCUGUACCAGGACCAGGAGCUUGACGCGCUCAUCUCAACCAACGGCAGGCUCCUGCACACCAACCAGCUCACGUUCUUCGACCGGGCGGCGAUCGUGACACCGGGCGACAUCUCGGACUCCGGGCAGCUGGACCUGUGGCGUCUGUCGUCGGUGCACCGCGUGGAGGAGCUCAAGUCCAUCAUCCGCUUGCUGCCCAUCUGGUCGGCCGGCAUCAUGCUCGCCACCGCCGGCUCGCACAACUACACCUUCACCAUCAUGCAGGCGCGCACCAUGGAACGCCACAUCACGAGUCACUUCGAGAUCCCGCCGGCGACCUUGUCCAUCUUCUCAACCACGGCCAUGCUCGUCACCCUGGCUUUCUAUGACCGAGCCUUCGUGCCUCUGGCGCGCCGUGUCACGGGCCUGCAGUCCGGGAUAACCUACUUCCAGCGCAUGGCCAUCGGACUGGCCAUCUCCAUCGUCAGCGUCGGCUCGGCCGCGCUCGUCGAGACCAAGCGCCGCGGCGCCGCGGCCGAACACGGGCUCGUGGACAACCCAGCCGCGGUCGUCCCGCUCAGCGUGUUCUGGCUGGUGCCGCAGUUCGCCAUCCACGGCAUCGGCGACGCCUUCUCGUCGGUGGGGCACAUGGAGUUCCUGUACGACCAGGCGCCCGAGAGCAUGCGCAGCUCCGCCGUCGCGCUCUUCUGGCUCGCCGGCUCCCUCGGGAACUUCAUGGGCACGGUGCUCGUCACGGCGGUGCAGCACGCCACCCGAGGUCGCGCCGAGUGGCUCCAGGACAACAUCAACCGGGGCAGGAUCGACAACUACUACUGGCUCGUCACCUGCAUCAUGGUGCUCAACCUUUGCUACUACCUCAUCUGCUUCCAUUUCUACGCCAUGAAGCCACUGGAGGUGGCGGAAGAAUAUGGUGACCAUGAUAAAGAGUGUGAGCUCUCCUAUGUCCAUAAAAAUGGUGGCGCCGCGGCCACCGGUGGAAUGGUGUAAGAUGAUUAGAGGGUAAUUAUUGAGGAUGGGUGUUGUUAAUAACUAAUUAGUCUCAGCUGCACAUGCACAAGGAUUGCAAGUUCGAAAGGGAUCGGUAUCUUGGAGCUA